GAGAUUUAUGAUAAUUAAAAUCAAUUAUUUCUCCAAAAUCUCCUUAAACCUAAAUAAAUGGAGAAUAUUAUAGCAAUGUAGCCAUGAGAGAAAGAAAAAGCAAGAAAAAAAAAAGUGAAAAAUACCCACAACUGAAAAAGAGAAAAAGCGAAGAAAGAGAGUAAAGGGUAGUUGGGAUACUUUCAAAGUAAGAACACCAUCGUCCAUCACCAACAAGAACAAAAAGGUGAAAUUCAUUUAUAUUUAUCCAUUUUCAAGCAGGUUCUUCAGUUCUUUAUUGAUGGUAUUCACAAAUUUACGCCAUGAGAGUUUCCACCAAGCUUUAACACAACUACCCUUUAAUGGCGGUGCAGUUAUACGCACUCAUAUUGGCGUGAUAGUGACAAAUUUCCGCCAUGGUGGUUUCCAUCAAUUAAAUUUUGAGUUUGAUUGGUAAUUUAGGAGUAAAUUAAGACAUGAUUACAGAACAAAAACAGUUGUUAAGAUCUUUUCGGAGAAGUCACACUUCUACGCCUUCAUCGUCGUCUUCUUCGUCUUCGCAAUUGUCUUCUUCUUGGAUUCAUUUAAGAUCGGUGCUUUUUGUAGUUAAUAGUUCAUCUUCUUCUUCAGUUUCCAAUGAUCGGUUAAGUCUUAAAUCUCCUUGGUCUAGGCGGAGGAGAAAACGUGCCCUUCUACCUAAGCAAUGGGUACGUCUGUUUGAACCCGAUGGUAGAUUGUCGAAUGGUGGUGUUAAGUUUUUGAAGAAAGUUAGAAGCGGAGGUGUUGAUCCCAAUAUUAGAGCAGAGGUCUGGCCAUUUCUUCUUGGAGUUUAUGACUUAAACAGCACAAGGGAGGAAAGAGACUCCACCAGAAACCAGAAAAGGAAAGAAUAUGAAAGCUUACGAAAACGAUGUCGCCGAAUUCUAAGACGUAGUGCUGUAAGCUCCAAGGGUAAUGAGACUGCUGAAAACAGCAAUGGGGGUAGUGGUGGUUUUUUCAGUCAAGUUUCGGACACUCUCGAUUUAGAUGAUAUAAGCAGUGCAAGAACUUCAAAUGGUGAUGAUUUGUACACUCCCGAUUCUGAUGGGCCUAUCUGGGAUCCUGAAAUUUUGUCCUCUGCCAUUUCAUUUGAAGAAGGCGAUAAGAUUCUGUUGAGAGCCGAAGAGGGUUCUGUUGCUAGUUCUGUAUUGUCUGAGUCUGAGUCUGAGUCAUCCGAAGAUGAUGACAAUGUACCUUAUGCUGAAGAUUUUAAAGAAAAUGAUCUGGAUGAGAAUUUAACUUCUUCACCUUCAAAAGCAGAUAAUGGCUUGAUUUUCUCAUCCGAAGAUUUUGCCACGUGGCAGAGAAUUAUUCGUGUUGAUGCACUUCGGGCAAAUCCUGAAUGGAUCGUAUACAGCCCUUCCCAGGCUGCUGUCUCAGAAGCUACGGCUAAACAGCAAGCAGAAAUAGUUGGCCUGAAGGAGUAUGAUCACUUAGAACCAUGCAUGAUAUGCCAUGCUACCCGUCUUGUUUCUAUCCUUGAAGCUUACGCCCUUUACGAUCCCGAGACUGGAUACUGCCAGGGGAUGAGUGAUCUUCUGUCUCCCAUUAUAUCGGUCAUAGAGGAUGACCACGAAGCAUUCUGGUGCUUUGUUGGUUUCAUGAAAAAAGCAAGGCACAACUUCCGGCUUGACGAGGUGGGGAUCAGAAGACAGCUAGGUCUUAUAUCCAAGAUCAUCAAAUGCAAGGACUCCCAUCUUUAUAGACAUUUAGAAAAGCUUCAAGCAGAAGACUGUUUCUUUGUGUACAGAAUGGUGGUGGUCCUUUUCAGAAGAGAAUUAACGUUCGAGCAGACACUUUGUCUCUGGGAGGUUAUGUGGGCUGACCAAGCCGCAAUCAGAGCUGGAAUCAGCAAGUCAGCGUGGGGGAAACUGCGGCAGAGUGCUCCUCCCACUGACGAUCUACUUCUCUACGCUGUAGCAGCAUGCGUGCUGCAGAGACGGAAAUUAAUACUAGAGAAAUACAAUAGCAUGGAUGAAAUAAUACGGGAUUGUAAUAACAUGGCUGGAAACUUGGAUAUCUGGAAGCUUCUGGAUGAUGCUCAUGAUUUGGUGGUGACUUUGCAUGACAAGAUUUAAGCACACCCAAACUUUUGGCUCAGGACAUUGUUUUUGGUGGGGUUUUUUUUUUAUUUAUUUUUUCCGAUUUAUUUGUUGUAUUUUGGUUUGGGGAUCUUCCCCGAACCAACCAUCCAUUAGACGAGGCUGUAGAAAGCAAAGCACUACUGAUACAGAUACAGUGAUGUACUAAUGUAUGCUCCCUGUCGGUGUACUAAUUGCCCGCGCUCAAGAUAAGCCUGAUGAGUGAUGGAGGCGGAAUUCCAGAAUCAGUGAAACUGGUAAAGAUCUGUAGCCAUUGUAUCCUGUUUGGAUUGAUUGACAUGUUUCAGUAGUAUUUAUCUUUGCCUCUUCUAUUCAAAGAUCAAAGAGUCGCACUUAAAUUUCGAACAAUAGGAGUGAUAUCGAGUGAUUUUGUUGUUUUUUGAGCCUUUGAGGUUAGAUAUAGCGGUCAUCGUCAAUAUCAAUACAUGGUUGAUCAUAGAGUUGUAGGUUAAUUUGUCCGGUUAGUGACCCAAAUAUAAAAGUGACGGGAAUCAAUAUGCUAACUAGCUAUGUACAAAACUUCAUAUUGGAAAAUGAAAAUGACACUGAAUUAAUAUGUUGACUAAG
Messenger RNA from Amaranthus tricolor (Joseph's coat), 2687 nucleotides. Its product is annotated as rab GTPase-activating protein 22-like. The transcript is spliced from 5 exons. The record is from RefSeq and is a predicted model, not a curated record. Lineage: Eukaryota; Viridiplantae; Streptophyta; Magnoliopsida; Caryophyllales; Amaranthaceae. The coding region runs from base 456 to 2096 and encodes 546 amino acids. Gene Ontology annotation, molecular function: GTPase activator activity. Gene Ontology annotation, biological process: activation of GTPase activity.